This is a messenger RNA of Spodoptera litura, 878 nucleotides long. RefSeq names its product mitochondrial translation release factor in rescue. Lineage: Eukaryota; Metazoa; Arthropoda; Insecta; Lepidoptera; Noctuidae. Gene Ontology annotation, cellular component: mitochondrion. The record is from RefSeq and is a predicted model, not a curated record. Gene Ontology annotation, biological process: translational termination. Gene Ontology annotation, molecular function: translation release factor activity.
CACCAUAAAAGAAUGACUAUCUGUCAACAGCAAUAUUCAUUGCGAUGAUUCCGAUUAUAAGAAUUUUUAAAUAAAAUCGCAAUAUUAAUUAAAGGUUAACAUAGAGAAGAAACCAGGAAUUAAUGAAAUUAUUGAAACAUUGACGCUUGGUGUCAAAUUUUAGUUAUCAUGCAAAUUACAAGAACGGAAAUCCUGAAACUUUACAAAAAUCUUAUGUUGUAUUCGAAGUCACUGACAUUCACUGAUCCGGCGUACUUUAGACGGAGAGUGGCCACGGAAUUUCGUAAUAAUAAAUCAUUAACUAAAGCUAAAGAUAUUACAUUUGCGUACCAGAAAGGAGAAGCUCUGUUGCGCCGAGGUGCUGUGGUGUAAAAUGCUGCUCAACCCACUGGGCCGCCUGCAUGUGGGUGUUGUGUCCCGCAUGUGUACGGCAUUCAAACACACUAUAGACUACUCCAAGGUCCCUAAAAUCAAUGAAAGUGAUUUGUCAGAGCAGUUUGUUAGAGGCAGUGGACCUGGUGGCUCUGCUGUCAACAAAAAUGCAAAUUGUGUUGUUCUUACACAUAUUCCUACAGGUCAUGUAAUAAAAUGCCACACAAGUAGAUGCCAAGAUGAAAACAGGAGCAGGGCUCGUGAGAUGCUAGUUACAAAGUUAGAUGAAGAGCUGAAUGGAGAAGAUAGUGUGACAGCACAGAAGAGAAGAUUAGAAAGCAAUAAGUAUAAAAAAACAGAAUAUAAGAAAAAGAAAAUGGCACAAUUAAAGAGUGAGUGGAAGAAACGGGAAGGCUUGGCCUAAAGCCUUAGAUACUGGAUUGUAAUGUACAUAAUGUAAAACUAGUUGUUCAUAGUUGUUAGAUUAAAUAAGCAAUAAUGUGUGA